UGUAAUAUUUUUCAGAUGUCGUCAGAUGAAGACCUCACACAUGAUUUAUUGUUGACCAGGCCAGGGUCAGGGGAAGAUUUAACAGAUCACAUUCAAGAGUCAUCCUCAGUGGGUGAUUGUCCUCUGUCCUCUGAGCAGCUAGAAGACCCGCUUGCUCCAAGCACCAGUGAUGCACCAGAUGAGGGAAUUGUGUCAUCUCCUGUAAACAGUAUAGACUUGGAUAGGGAUUCUCCACUGGGAGGAGCUCUUGACGAUGAGGAAGAUGGUGGACCACCAAGCAUUGAGACACAGCCUCCAGAUGAUGUUGAUGAUUUAUCAGUGUCUUGCAUAACUUAUGGAUGGAUAAGGUCUGAUGACAGUCAUUACGGAAACUCCCACCCGGGAUUAGGUUACUCCAUAAUCAACACUGAGGCACCAGAUAAUGCUGACUCAUCAGGCCUUAGUGAGAUGCCAGGAUUGGAACCUGGUGAUUUUGGUGUUGGUCCUGUAUAUGGUCCUCACAUGCCAGGAACAUUUAAUAGUCCUACCCAUGAAUCAGGAGCACUCUCAUAUGGAGAUGUCACAGAUGAAAAUGCAGUUGGCGGCAUAUGUGGCCUUCGGAAUUUGGGUAAUACUUGCUUCAUGGCAGCAGGAAUCCAGUGCCUGGUGAAUACACCACCUAUUGCUCAGUAUUUCUUCAGUCACCAUCACAACAAUUUAAACACAAAGGACUCCUUAGCUGGCCAGUUUUCCCAGUUAACGCACAAAAUUUGGUGUGGCAAGUACUCAUCCUUGAGGCCAGCUGAUUUUAAGGAUGCGUUUGGGCAACAGUGGAGAGAUUUUCGAGAUUAUAGACAACAUGACUGUCAAGAGUUUGUCACACUUCUGCUGGAGACUUUACGCAAACAGAUGUGCUUGACAGAUGAUGGAGGGGAGGGCAUAAGCCUGGAUACUGUUAAAAAUCAGAAAACUAAGAAUGCCUCCAUUGAUAACAGUGGAGUGGCCAGCUGCAGUAGCAGCAGCAGUAGUAACAGCAGAAGUAGCAGCAGUUGUACCAGUAGAAGCAACAGACCAAGUGGUAGCCGAGGCAGUCACUCGUGUUCCUCCCCAUCGUCUCCCCAAUCACCUCAUUGUCCUACCUCCCCUCAGUCACCUCACUGUCCAAGUUCUCCGCAGUCACUUCAUUUACUCAAGCAGCCUCUAGAGCUUCGCAGUGAUUCACAUGAGGAAACUGUUGGCUUAGACAGUGGGGCUGCUUCACCUAAGAGCAGUGUAUCGAGCAGUUCUGUAGAUGCACAUCUUAUCAACCUGAGAUUGCAGCCCAUACCUGAAGAAGUUCGUGCCCUUAUUCCCACAAGCAUGAAUGCCUCCUGUGAUGAUCUGUCUCUUGCGGGUACUACAAGUUGCCACGAUGCUGAGAGUGUGACAUCAGAUAUAUCUGAUCCAGCAGAAGUAUGCGGUAGUAGUAGUGUGCGGCGGUACAAUCAUUUAGGAAUAGGAAGUGAUGUGUGUGAUAGUUCAGACUGUGAUAUCAGCACUACUCAAAACCUGGUGCCCAACAGUGGUCUUCAAAUAUUACACUGUGAUAGCUCAUCCAACUUGGAGAAGAAUCAGCUUAAUGAUUCUCUUAGGCAGGAAAAGAACCAACGCUUGUUAGCCACUAGAACAGAAAAAGCUGAGCUUAGUGACUUGGAAUUUCCUUGUGGUUCAGUUCCGCAUUCAUCUAUGGUUAAAUUAGAAGAUAUUAUUAAGGAGACCAAAACUUCUAAUGUCAAUGUUUUAGUGAAAGAAAAUCCAGCUAAUAAUGAAUUUUUAUAUGAUUCUGAAAAAUAUGCUAAAUAUGAUAAAUCAAGGUUAAAAAAUAGCUUGGAUAAUUUAAGUAAAUCUGGAACAAAACGUGUUAAAGAGGUCAAUCUACUUCAUGAAAAAAGAGGCUGUCAUCCCAUGGUCAUUGAAGGAGAAUCUGAUUCUGAGGAAGUUGAUAAUAGGGAUGAUAUUUCAAUAAACAAACGUAUGCGACUGGAUGAGAAAAAUGUUCAGUAUGAGCUGGAAAAAUAUCAAGUGGGAACUGUAGAAAGAACUAUGGAUAGCUCGACAUCUACGUUGGGAAGUGAUUUACAUUUUGUCGCAGCGCCUUCAUUUUCAUCCCAUGAGCAGCGCCAAGCUGAAUUGACCUGGCGAUCUUUCAUAGGAGAUGCCAAGAGUGCUGUUGUUGAAACCUUUUAUGGACAAUUUAAGAGUUCGAUGGUAUGUUCUGCUUGUGGACAUAAGUCAGUCAAAUAUGAUCCAUUUGGAACCCUUUCUGUGCCUCUUCCAUAUGCAAAUCAAAUUCAGAUAUGAGGAUAGCUACAUGACCAAAUUUCUUAAUUACAACUUAAGAAGCAUAUAUGCUUUCCAACUGGCCCCACCUCCACCUAGUGUUGAAGAUGA
Messenger RNA from Cherax quadricarinatus, 2409 nucleotides. The record is from RefSeq and is a predicted model, not a curated record. Lineage: Eukaryota; Metazoa; Arthropoda; Malacostraca; Decapoda; Parastacidae.